GACUACCCCUGGGUGGAAUCCGCCGCCGCCGCCGCCGCGGUCUUCGGCGCCGCUUUCCUUUGCUGCUCGUGGUGGCCCUCUUGUUCCAGAAGAGGGGAAAAUCGUUGGGAGUACUCGUGCUGUGGGAAAAAGGAAACUCGUUAAGGGUUGCGCUGCGGCAAAAGGCAAAAUCGUUAAAAGUCGCGCUGCCGGGAAAGGGAAAAGCGUUAAGAGUGGUCGUGUUAGAUUCGGAUGAGGACGAGAAGCCAUAUGAAAGAACCAAAACCAGGCCGGAGGAUAGAUUACUGUAUUUCUAUCCCGACGAGAUCACUUGCGACGACCUGAGUGGCGAGGAAUUGGAACCCGAUUUUCACGAAAAGUAUUUCCCUCUUGUUACCCAACGACAAAUAACCUUCAAUGAAUAUCCACAACGCGUAAUCUACAGCAAGAUUUUUAAGCGAUAUUGCAGGCAAGCUAAUUCUAGUCAGGUUCGUCUUGUCUUCAAUAUUGUGUUGGUCUGAUUGGCAUUUCACUACUCUUUUCUGAUUGUGUGAAUUCAUGUAUCUGUCAGGCAAUAUCCGAGGAAUAUCAUAAUUUAUUUUUUAUGUGUUCGUAUAUGAUUUGCUUGAUUGUUUUUUGUGAAAAUUGAUGCCUAUUGAUCUUAACACAAUUAUGAAUGAUCGUUUCGUAUAUCUCAGAACAGGUGCUCUUCUCUUUCCUCCCUUUACUGUAUUAGAUUGAAUUUGUCUCUUACUUUGACUGAUCUAAUUGUGUGUGUGCCUUUCAGUGUAGGGGUUCGAUGUUGAGCAAUUAGUACCUCCAACUCAGUUUUCCCAUAUUGUCCCUUGGUCCUAUCAAAGAGAAAAGCUCUUUCAAUCAAUCUCUUGAUAAAGUUUCUGGCAUAGCGGAAUUGGCUCCCAGCCGAUAUAAUGGCCGUUUUGUUAUGCACAAUUCAAGUGGAGUUAGCAGAGGGUCCGGAUUUGUAUAAUUCUCAAUUCCUGAAUAAGUAUUUGGAGCUGUAUGUUACUACUACCUCCGUCCCACAAAAAAGUUCCCAUUUUGACCAUAAAUUGGUCAAACUGUUACACACUUUGACCCUAAAUUAAAUAUAAUCUAAAUAAAUAAAUGCUAAAAACAUUUGAGAUAUCAAAACUAGAUCCUAAGAUGAAUCCAAUUAUAUAAAAUUUAUUCCAUAAUUCAAUAUACCUUUCUCACAAUUUAUAGUCAAAGUGUGUAAAUAUUUGACUAAGUACUAUUCAAAAUGGGAACUUUUUUGUGGGACGGAGGGAGUAUUAUUUAUUAUAUGGUAGUAAUUGAGUCUAUUUGUUUACCUUAUCUUCAUGGUAGAGAGUAGGAUCUGAUUCAUGCAUUUUGAUUAUUAUAGCUUUCUAAUUUGAAUGGGAAAACGGUGGUGUUCAAACCACUAUAUGGUCCUUUGGUGAUGCAGAAUGAAGCAGUAAAAAAGCCUCCAUGGACAUGGUUAUCAGUUCUGCGAAGUUGCAGCUCAAAAGGAUAGCUUGUAAUUAGCAAGAAUGAGAUGUCUUUGAGAACCUCUAGGGUUGAAGCAUGGAAAUAUGGAGGCGAACCUUCUUUUUUGUCGGAAAGAGUAGAGGCAAAGACCCAAAGAUAGUGAGAAUAAGAAAUCAGAAGUAGAAAGGCUCUCGAGCACCCUCUUGCUAACUCUCCAUCAGAGAUGGAACACCAAGAGUCAACUUGAAAUCGGUUGCGCCUGGCGGAGAGCUACCGUUUCAAACAGAAGUAGAGAUGAUUCCUCCUUCCGUAUAUGGCUACAGAACAAUUUUUCUAUUCAUAUAUAUAUAUAUAUAUAUAUAUAUAUAUAUAUAUAUAUAUAUAAAGAGGUGAUGUUUGUUUAUUCGACUAAAUUUGGCUAAAUUUUCCCUAAAUUAAUGUUUUUGAAGUUGUUUAUGUGUUUUCUUUGUUUGUGUUUCUAUGCUCUAAGCCAAGCCAUGGGUUUCUAUAAACAACCUCUCUAGUUUUAAGCUAAGUUUGCAUUGAGACGGAGACAUGGACUUAUGCGAGGACGGGGUUAGAAGCGUGAAACGUCAAAUUUUUUCAGAAAUUAUAAAGUAUUUGGGUGUGGGGACGCCCCCAAGUACCCGAACGGGAAUGUUUUGGGGAUGGGAAGCAGCACCUGUCUCGCGAGACCACUUUUUGUGAGAUUUUUCUUAUGUGCGUAUGUGCACAUGGUAGAGCUUAUGGGCACAUGGUAGAGCUCAAAGGGAUUUAUUUGUACAGAGGCAUUAGCGGUAAAAAAAAAGGAUCUCAGUUGGAUUGAAUCAAAAGGUUGGACGCAAGUGGAGGUUGAAACUCAUUGCAACGACGUUGCGGAGGUGCUUCAUAAAUUCUUCAUAGGAUUGAUUUUCUCUUCAAUUAUUGAUGAUUAUAAACCCUUGUGUUAGGUGGGAGGUUUUUUUUCUACUUUAAAGUUCGUGUAUUGCUCUGCUAAUGAGGCGACACUUGUAUUGACGCAAGAUUUUCAUUUUUCACAUAGCAAAGGUGAAUGGGUCCUCACCCUCCAAUCUUUAUCAUCGCGUUCAUUUAACAUUUUGUUUGCUUUAAUAAGAUUAGCCAUGCCUUCUACGCCGUCGAUCUCUAGGUACUCCCCCAAUAUCCACCGUCCGUUUCAUCCUCAUUUUCUCCGCAUUUCCUCAACUCUUCUAAUCUCAUCUUCGCAACUCUUCCUGUUCGCCUCAAGUGAGAAUGGCGGCUCUGCGACAAACUCCGAUCACUUUCCGGCCGUUCUCUCCCCCGUCGGCUAAAAUCAUCGUCUCGCCGGCGGCGACGCUCUCCUUCUCCGGAGGCCUGCGACUUCCGAAGUUCGCGAUCAAGCCGCCUUACGCCGGAAGACUCUCCCGCCGCCGCGGCGCGGUUGUUGCGCAAAUGUCGGAUUCGGCUGCACCGAGCUACGCCUCCGCGCUCUGCGAGGUCUCGAAGUCGAGCGGGAACCUGGAGCAAACCUCCGCUGACUUGGCGAGGAUCGAGGAGAUCUUCGCUGACGAUUCGGUGCUCGAUUUCUUCUCCAGCCCGGUGAUGAGCGACGAGGCGAAGCUCUCGCUGAUCGACGAGAUCGCCGAAUCCGCCGGAUUCCAGACGCACACGGCCAAUUUCCUGAAGGUGCUGGUGGAGAUGGAGCGAAUGGAGCUGAUCAGAGAGAUCUUGAAGGAGUUCGAGACGGCCUACGACCGGAUGACGGAGACGGAGCUGGCGGUCGUGACUUCGGUGGUGAAGCUCGAGUCGCAGCACCUGGCGCAGAUCGCCAAGGGCGUCCAGCGCCUCACCGGAGCGAAGAAUGUCCGGAUCAAGACGGCGAUUGAUCCGUCUCUGGUCGCCGGGUUCACGAUCCGGUUCGGGAAUUCCGGGUCGAAGAUGAUCGACAUGAGCGUUAAGAAGCAGCUUCAGGAUGUUGCUGCGCAGAUUGAGAUGGGAGACAUUCAGUUGGCCGUAUAAUCAAAAUUUCCCCCCCCCCCCUUUUUCCCCCAAUUUACUCUCCAAUUCAGUCUGCAAAAUCAUGAAUGUUGUAAUGAAUGGAAUUUAAUUAUUCAUCAUUUGAUACAAUAUGGAAUAUGACAUUUUGUAUAUAUUCUUAGUAUACUUGCAAGGAUCAUGCAACACUCAUGAAGAUUGUAAUAUGCACCUUGCACUAUCUGUUU
This is a messenger RNA of Cuscuta campestris, 3650 nucleotides long. The record is from the annotation of a GenBank genome assembly. Lineage: Eukaryota; Viridiplantae; Streptophyta; Magnoliopsida; Solanales; Convolvulaceae.